UGACGCAAGACGUCCCAUAAUUCAGAUAGCUGAGUUUUGGCUUUUGGGUGGUUUAUGCUGACAGAAAGCGGUGCAGCUUAGCGAAACAACGAGAAAAUAACAAUAUUUAUCAUCGCUAACUGUUAAAGAGUGCUACAUUAAUAGUUCUGGUCAGCUAAAGUUACAUUUGUGAAGCUAGCAACAAAAGGACUAGCAUCAUCUGAUAACAAGUGAGUCUUCAAGAUCUUGCUGGCACAUCCAGCCACCCCAGCCAUGUCCCAGGACAAAAGUGGCUUCCCCAUCACCGGGGAGACCAACCCUCUGCAUAACCCUAUGUUCGGCCAGCCGAACCCCGCUGGAUUCAUGAUUCCCCCUCCCAACUACACUCAGGCCCCGCCCGCGUUUGGAGAAACAGCUCCCGGGGGAAUGCCGUUCCCUGCUCCCACUGCCUUUGGGCAGCCUGGCUUCACACAGGGCGCCCCCGCCUUUGGACAAGCCCCUUUCCCCCAAAUGCCAUUCCCACAGAUGCCCUUCCCACAGGGCCCCUACAACCAAGGGCCCUACAACCAAGGGCCCUACAACCAGGGACCCUACAACCAGGACCCCUACAACCAGGGACCGCCCAAUCCUGGCUACAGUGACCCCAAUGCACCUACAGGUAGUCCUGGCUACCACAGUGACGUGCCUCCAUCUUACUAUGACAACGAUGAGUUCGCCACCUCAGGCUGGGAGGAGGACAAGACCAUUCGACGGGCCUUCAUUCGCAAGGUGUUCAUGGUCCUGACAGUGCAGCUGAUGGUGACCUUCAGCUUUGUGGCAGUCUUCACCUUUGUGGAUGAUGCGAAGACGUUUGUGCGCAUCAACCCCUGGACCUACUACGUGUCCUAUGCGAUCUUCUUUGUGUCUCUCAUUGUGCUCAGCUGCUGUGGAGAAUUCCGGCGUAAGCAUCCCUGGAACCUUGUGGCAUUGUCGAUCCUGACUCUCAGUCUGUCCUACAUGGUGGGGAUGAUUGCCAGCUUUUACGACACUGAUGCGGUCAUCAUGGCUGUGGGCAUCACCGCGGUGGUGUGUUUCACAGUGGUGCUGUUCUCCCUGCAGAGCAAGUAUGACUUCACAUCCUGCCAGGGCGUGCUCUUUGUCUGCCUGAUCGUCCUCAUCGUCUUUGCCAUCCUCUGCAUCUUCAUCCGCAACAAGAUCCUGCACAUCGUCUACGCCUCACUAGGAGCACUGCUCUUCACCUGCUUUUUGGCUGUGGACACCCAGCUGCUCCUGGGCAAUAAGAAGCUGUCCCUGAGCCCUGAGGAGUACGUGUUCGCCGCCCUCAACCUCUACACUGACAUCAUCAACAUCUUCAUGUACAUCCUGGCCAUCGUGGGCCGUUCCCGCGAAUGAGAGCGCCCCCUGGAGGAAAGGAGGAGAGAGGAUCGACUCUUUGUGUAAUGAUGUUCUUACUCCUUCGUUCACUUUAGUUACGACAUUCACAUCUCCAGUUUGACAAUCUUUUGGAGAGAAUUUUGGAUUGUGCCUGCAGGCCUGUAACAGUGAGAUUAGUUUAGCAUUGAUUUAUGUCCCCCGACCUACUAGACCAAUUGAGCUGCUCUUAUUUUGUGGUGUUCUUAUUUACAUUGGGUUACUGAUCAGUUUAGCUUCUUUUUUUGUGGAAAGCAUUCAAAGUAGCUUGAAUGCAUUCAAAACGUAAGACACAUUCUCGAAUGCUUUAGUUUUUCAACAACCUUGAGUUCUUAUUUACAUGCCCUGUCCCGCCCUUUCUUAUUUGAGUGCUUGCAUGGCAGAGAAUGCAAAAUGUAUUGCUUUUGAAGGAUGUGAGGGGCAUUGAUACAAGUUAAAAAGAGAACUGAUCUCUCCUAUGCAUCCUUGUACUUUCAAUCACACUAUCCCUGUCUGUAUAUCUAACACUGCUAAUGUGGCUAGAAUUCAUUAUAACAUACAGGAGUCUCGAUAACCCCCACUGCUUUAGCUGUAGCUGCACUGUAAAUAUGGUCUAUGUGGUGCUCCGUCUUCUGUAACCUAUAGGCAUGUCUAAGUGAGUGACACACUUUCAUAGGAAAACCCUCCUGCAUGGAGAAAAACGCAGUGAAUUAUAUGCUAUUGCCUAUUUAUGGAAUAUCACAUUACAGUGCUUAUGACUUCUCUUCACAAGAGUAUAAUGCGUGUGAAUUUUGCUCUCAUUUGCCAACAGGAGUUAAGAUUUUUUUUUAAACACUUAGCAAAGGAAACGGCUUGAGAUGAAGAAUGCAAAGUGUUUAAUCUUCAAUUUGUGUUUUUUCUCCUGGAAAUAUACAGUAUUUUUCAAAUGAAAUGUGAAACCUUUGUUGUGAACCUUUUGUUUUUGUACAGAACUUGUUGAGGCUUUCAGCCAUAUGUUGUAAUUUACGAUUUCACUGACCAGCACUGCGUACUUAAAAUGAAGAAAAUUAAUAUCAAUGUGAAUAUAUUAUAAGUCAACUGAAGUUAUUUAAGUUGCUGUAGAAGAACAUUUGGUUGCUCUGGAAUAACAUUAUUUAUUAUUGAUUUUAAAGUUUUUCUUUCCAAGGCUGUUUAGAGCUUGGAUGGAUACUCAAGCAGAUGUGUGUGUGAUGCCUUGGUAGGUAUGAGCAGAAUUGCAUGAAUACAGUAGCUCUGGCUUUGCAUGUAUUCAUGUGAAAUGCAGGUGUCUUUGUUGAUGUGUCAAUUACCCUUCAAAACUACCCUAUAUUCUCAAGCGCCUGUUCACCACUUAGUAAUAGACGUAAGGUUCCUGGAAUUAAACAUUAACUAGAAGCCUGGUGUGUCUGAGUGAAUGUGUUGGGGUGCUGUGUUUUUUACAAACAUGUUGGAAAUUUAAAUAAUGUAAGGCAAUAAGGUAAUUUUCUUGCUGGCCAGCGUUCAGUGAUCUGAUUUUAGUUUUUCAGUGUGUUCUUGUGGUGUAUAGAUCGAGUAUGGCCUGUUGGCACUAAAAAAACCUGUACAUCGGAACUGUACUGAACCCUGUCUUCUACAUUGCUGUUUGCAUUUGAUUAAAGAUUUGGGGGGUAUAAA
Molecule: messenger RNA, 3018 nt
Organism: Conger conger (European conger)
Lineage: Eukaryota; Metazoa; Chordata; Actinopteri; Anguilliformes; Congridae
Product: protein lifeguard 1-like
Exons: 7
Coding region: 253-1371 (372 amino acids)
Biological process (GO): negative regulation of apoptotic signaling pathway
Cellular component (GO): membrane; endoplasmic reticulum; Golgi apparatus
Source: RefSeq, a predicted model, not a curated record